AUGGCACCGGCCCUUGCUGGCGAGUUCGCCUUCAGCCUGAGACGCUUUCGAUCAGUACUUCUGCCUCAGCUCCGACACCUCACUGAUGCUGCGGCGCUAGCGGCCAUUGAGGGAGAAGAUGCGAUUGCACAGCGAGGCCGAAACAAAGGCAUCAGUUCUGCGGACCCUUCACCGGGCCAGGUGGUCGAGAUCUUGGGUACAGAGGACGUGGAAUCGUUCCCAAGGCUUCAGAGACCCUUUGUGGACAGGAUGUGGCUGUCCGCGAAGGCCGGUAACGGUGGAAACCCAGCGCCGAAUGCAAACCGGAGGCCGCACAUACCGACCGGUCCUGGCUAUGGCGGACAUGGAGGGAGCGUGAUUCUGAAGGCAACAACCCAAAUCGAAAGCUUUCUGGACGUGCCUGAGCAAAUCAAAGCUGAUCACGGCGGCGAUGGAUAUGACACAUCCCGCGGCAAGCACGGCAAAGACUAUGUGCUUCAGGUUCCACUUGGUACAAUCGUACGCGAACGCGUCUUCAGUGGCGAGCGCACGUCAGAAGGCCGUCGAAUCUUUCUUCCGCAAUUCAGAUACCAGUUUCUGCGCCAUGAGGAUACCUACAUCGUGGCACGCGGGGGGACAGGUGGUGUUGGACCGAAGUCGUUCAAGAAGGGCGACAGUCGGCGUCCAACCCAUGGCCAGAGGACGCGGCUCGAACUUGAGCUGCGGCUCAUGAAUGAUGCAGCCUUGGUGGGGAUGCCCAAUGCAGGCAAGACUUCGCUGCUGGCUGCGCUCAGCCGGGCACAUACGCGAAUUGGGCCUGAGGAGUUCAGCACCACGAGGCCCCAUGUGGGCGUUAUCCAGUUCCGGGAUCGCGUGGAGAUCCGCGUCUGCGACCUGCCAGGUCUAUCAGAAGGUGCUCACGAGGACAAACUGAUGGGGAGACGGAUUCUCAGGCACACCUACCGCUCGAGGGCAUUGGCUUUCGUAGUAAAUGUGGCCCGAGGAGAGUCUUCGGAGCAGGACGUCCUAUCCGAGGUGGAGAUGCUGCGGGAGGAAGCUAUUCGCUUCGAUCCCCUCAACAAGGAGAAGCCCUGGAUGGUCAUCGGGACGAAAUGUGACCUUCUGCACCGCGACCCCCUGUUCCACCUUGACAGUCUGUUCUAUAGACUGCGGGCGCGGUAUGGAGAGGAGGUGCCGGUUGUGGGAACAUCAUCGCGGUUUGGACUUGGCAUUACGCGAACCGUCAGGACCUUGCGUCAGCUUAUCUAUCCAGACAUGUUGGAGGCACGGCCACGUCUGGGUGCGGAUCCAGAGCUGCGAAGGCAGCCCAAGGUCCUCCACGGCCCCUACCUUGGCCCGUUGCCCUCGCUGGGUGAGUAUGCUGACCCGCGGACACAACCAAAACUGCUGCGCGAGCUGGACGAGGUGCCAAAGCUGACCCCGUAG
Molecule: messenger RNA, 1425 nt
Organism: Symbiodinium pilosum
Lineage: Eukaryota; Dinophyceae; Suessiales; Symbiodiniaceae
Source: the annotation of a GenBank genome assembly